UAUGAGGCAGACAGGACAGCGUGUAGGUGAUGGUCUCACAUAAGCCCCCCAUCUUCUGUUAUUGUAAAGAUGGUGCUGCAGUAACUGAACCCAGAAGCCUGAAUAUACUGACCGAGGAUGCAGGCAAGGGGGGUGAUUCCGGGACUUGGUUUAUAGAUUAUAAACAGUGAGAACCAAUUAUGUGAAACAAAAUAAUAUUCACAUAUCAAGUAUGCCUAUAUACCAUAUAUACAUAAAAUACAUGCCGUGUUGACUUGUUUUUCAGGCCUCGCAUCAUUCAGUCUUUACCCAUACAGAGCAGGGUUUGAACCUACGCCAAGUGGCGCUACAAAUGUUACCCCGUUCCGUGUUUUUCUGUUAGCCGUGUUUCUCUCUCCUUGUCGGACCUGCCUUUCUAAGCGCCGGACGCUAGGUGGCAGAAGAGCUCAUCCAGUGUUACUGGGCCGCUUAUUGACUCCCAGUUAGAAGAAGAAUAGACCUUCGGGGUGAAAACAGGCGGUCGGACUGUUAGGUCCUCGCCUGCGAUUAGGGGGCCGGGGCUGCGGAGGCAUGGGAACGGAGGUGUUCGGGCUAUGAAAUUUAUCCUGCCGUUACUCAAAUGAGGUGCAAAAAAAUUCAAAAACGGAUUCAUCUCCACACUGAACAAAUCUGGGUGUCAGGAUGGGGGAGCAGGCAGCUGUCUUUCCACCCUGUGGCAUCACCCCCAUGCAGCAAAUCCUAGCCUCUGGGACGGGCGCCCUCCUCACAUCGCUGUUUGUCACACCCCUGGACGUUGUGAAGAUAAGGCUGCAGUCCCAGACAACGCCGUUCUAUCAAGCUUUGGCCGUUGAGACCGUACCCUGGAGCAAUGCUGCGCGGCCCACUAAGUGGAAGUGCAUCCUGUACUGUAACGGCUUGAUGGACCACCUGUACGUCUGCCAGAACGACGUGCGCUGUGCCCCCUGGUACAGCCGCCCCACCCACUUCAGCGGCACCCUGGAUGCGUUUGUUAAGAUUACACGCCAUGAAGGAGUGAGAUCUCUGUGGAGUGGGCUGCCGCCAACACUGGUGAUGGCAGUACCAGCCACAGUAAUCUACUUCACCUGUUAUGAUCAGCUGAGGCAUUUUCUGCACUAUCGCAUGGGUUACCAGGGCACCUUCGUCCCCUUGGCGGCUGGGGCACUAGCCAGAUUGGGUGCGGUCACUGUGAUCAGUCCCCUGGAGUUGGCGCGUACCAAGAUGCAGUCACGACAGCUGUCCUACCAGGAGCUGAGGGUGUGCAUUUCCUCAGCUGUGGCCCAGGAUGGCUGGGUGUCCCUCUGGAGGGGUUGGGGGCCCACCAUCCUAAGGGAUGUCCCAUUCUCAGCGGUGUACUGGUUCAUCUACGAGCUGGUGAAGGCGCAGUUUUGCAAGGGCCAGCAGGUCUCGGAGCCAACUUUUGCCAUGAGCUUUACUGCUGGGGCCAUUUCGGGGGCGGUGGCGGCGGUGAUGACCCUUCCCUUUGAUGUGGUGAAGACUCGGAGGCAGAUACAGCUUGGGGAGAUGGAGAUGUUGGCGGACAGGGCGCAUCGGCCUGGAGGACCCAGUAGGUCUGAGGUUCGGCUAAGAAGCCCUCCUCCACCUUGCACAUCAUGCGGAAGAUCUGUGCCGAGUCUGGUUGCAGGGGCCUUUUUGUAGGUUUCCUGCCCAGGCUAAUCAAAGUAGCGCCGGCCUGUGCUAUCAUGAUUAGCACCUAUGAGUUUGGGAAGACCUUCUUUGAGAGGCUGAACCGGGAGCGGCUGUUGCAGAGGAUGUGAGGGGCUCACCUGUCCCUCAGUCAGUCGAAAUCUACACUUGGAAUUCCAGUCAACAAACACUCACAGCACAGCUUAACACCUGAAACACAUUAUCAUCCUAUCCUGCUAAGUCACCAUUGUAAAGAUUUUAUUUUAUUAUUUUUUUUAAUUCCAGGUUGGUUCUUAAGCGUUUUGGCAAAAGGACUCAUAAAUAGGCGAAACAAAAUAGCAGAAUAUGCAUCCAGAUCCACACAGACAUGCAUAUUAGUUCUGCAGGUUUGUUCUUUCAUAAUAAUGCGCAAAGGCUAGCUUGUGUCCAUAUGAUGGAGUCCUUCCACCCUGUGGAAGUUUCCAGCAGAGCUGUGCCUUAUAUAUAUGUUGUGGCCAAUUAAACACUUCCGCCUUGUUCUUCAGGGACCGGCCUAGAAAAUGGGGAUGUUUCUGCAGGAAUCAGGAAUUUCACAGGAUUUUGAAGGUCUUGUACUUGCUGUGUAAAGAAGGGAGGUUUCCCAGGCUUGGUGGGGGUUUUCCCUCUUUAAGUGGAUCGUAUGAAUUUGAAUUCUGCAUCCCUGCGGACGGCCACACUUCGGUCUGACUGCAGCACAGUGCUGAGAUAUUUGGCCUAAGCAAUGUUUUUGAGAACUACUGAUAGUGGAUCGGUCUACAGCUUCUUCCCUUUGUAUUGCUACUGAAUUAGUGAUAUUUUAAGGCUGAGCAUGGAUGCAUGAGUCCACCUCCUGAUUUUAAGAUUCUGAAACCCUCUGUCAUACAAACUGAUGCCCUCCAUAUUUAAAAAUGUAUACAUUUUGCAGUUUUGGAGGUUUCUUUUAGAUGUAAAAUAAAUCAGUGGUGAUGAAGAUGAACAGACAGCUAAUGCAGUGAAAUGAGACAGUGUGGCAUGUAAGCAGUCACUGUCAUGCAUUCCCUGCUGCAUAUGCUUACAGUAGAUCUGCAAUGCAGUCCCCAGCCCACAGGGGGCACCCAAGGUCAGGGUGCUUAGCAUUGUUUUGAAUUUCAUGAACAUUCAGAAAUAAAAGGGUUAGUCUGUCACUUCCCCUGUCAUUCAGAAAUUCGGAUUCACCAGAAUGUUACAUCUGCUUCAGAUAAGCUAUAAAUAAUAGUGAGAGGGGUGCAAAGUUCCAAGUGUCAGCGCUUAAUGAUGGAAUUUGAGGCAUUCAGACAAAUGUGUGUCUACAUUGUAGUCUGAUUACAUCAGGGAUGUCUGACUGGGUUGUGGAAAAUACCAGUAUACCUCUGAAAUUCAACUAAGACCCCUUUGAAACUGAAAAUUUCAGCAGGCUGUUUAAAAGGAAACAAUGGAUUGGUGUAGCAGGCCAUGCUGUACUGUGAACGCUACUUUCAGUAGGAUUUCAAAUUUUUUUUAUUGUCUUUAAUUCUUAAAUACUUGAAUAUAAAAUGAAAAGGUAAUAAAGACAGCAGUGCUCUUUUUAUUUAA
Molecule: messenger RNA, 3210 nt
Organism: Brienomyrus brachyistius
Lineage: Eukaryota; Metazoa; Chordata; Actinopteri; Osteoglossiformes; Mormyridae
Gene: slc25a39
Product: solute carrier family 25 member 39
Exons: 13
Coding region: 661-1656 (331 amino acids)
Biological process (GO): mitochondrial transmembrane transport
Source: RefSeq, a predicted model, not a curated record